Mucor velutinosus is the source of this 1980-nucleotide messenger RNA. RefSeq lists its product as uncharacterized. The record is from RefSeq and is a predicted model, not a curated record. The transcript has 4 exons. The coding region runs from base 1 to 1980 and encodes 659 amino acids. NCBI's taxonomy places the organism in Eukaryota, Fungi, Mucoromycota, Mucoromycetes, Mucorales, Mucoraceae.
AUGACAGACACUGCAGCCCAACAUCAUGAUCAGCUCAAAGAACAACAGCAGGACAAUGCUUUGAUCACAGAUGGAUCCAUCAUUACCAUACGCUCAAACCAUAGUUCAAUUGCAGACGCAUAUUCCGAUGAUGCAGAUUAUGAUUCUCUGGACACCAUUGCUGAGCAACAGCAACAAAAUGAAAAGGAUGUCAUCGCUACCAGUAUACCCACUGCAAAUCAGCAACAGCAGCGUCGUCGUCGUGCUUUAACCGUAACUCAAAAUAAUCGUCCAGGAGACAAAGAUGAGGACAAGCCAAGAGCAACCAACAAUGAAAGCACACAGUCAGGGGAAGAACAGCUACCAACUGCUACAGUCACUGAUGAUAUGAAUCUCAAGGACCAAAUCCAUGAAUUGGAUGAUACAUUAAUUGAUGGGAAUCAUCGUCUUUCGGACUCAGAUUACGAUGAUGAUGACGAUCUGGUGUCAGGGCACAAGAGACACCAAAGCCAUCGUUCUACAAUGUCCUCGAUCCAUUCUUACGUUUCAAGUGCUUCCAAUUACGACUUGUUAUUGGCUAGAUUAGGAUCCAAAGACACCACAUCUUCCACAAGCACCAGCACAUUGGAUACACCAACUCAAGAAAUUAGGAAUUCAUUUGACAGAGUCUACAACGAUGCUGUAUGUAAAGGCGAAGAGGAUGAAAUUGACUGGGAAUUCUGGUCAAAGGUCAUCUCGGACUUCAACAGUGUUGCCAAAACAGAACCCAAGGUGCUGUCAUACAAUAUACAGAGAGGAAUCCCACCAACGCUUCGUGGUAUGAUUUGGCAGUUAUUCGCAAAGAGUAAGAAUGUGAAGCUGGAGGAACAGUACAUGCAGUUGUUGAAGGAUGAGUCUGUCUAUGAAAAGGCGAUUGCAAGAGAUUUACCAAAAGCAUCUUUUAUGAAUCACGAGUAUUUCGCUGUGCAAGAUGGCCAGGAGGCUUUGUUUAAUGUGGUGAAGGCAUAUUCCUUGUACGAUACAGAAGUGGGCUACAGCCAAGGAUUGUUACAUAUCACUGGACCUUUACUCUUGAAUAUGCCAGAAGAAGAAGCCUUUUGUAUCAUUGUCCAGUUGAUGAACAAAUAUGACCUGAGAGGCCAUUUCUUGCCACAAUCAGAUCUUUUAUCGCAAAGACUAUACCAAUUGGAAGGCCUGGUGGCCGAUCAUCUACCCCACAUCCAGAGACACUUUCAGGCACACGGCGUGAGAUCAAAUAUGUAUGCUUAUCAGUGGUUUAGCACCUUGUUUGCAUACAAGUUCCCACUAGACACUGUGUUUCGCAUCUACGACAUGAUUUUUGCCGAAGGAAUAGAGACAUUACAUCGCUUUUCUGUUGCGCUAUUAGAGAAAAAUCAAUCGACCAUUCUCAGCCUUGAGUUUGAUGAUCUGGUCAACUUUUUGAAAAGCGAUCUACUGGAGAUCUACAUGGAAAAUGCAAAUCAACUGGUCAAAGAUGCUUUCCAAAUCCACAUUGUCUCCAAGAGAUUGGAUCGAUUAGCCAAAGACUACCAAGUGGAAUCCGCCCGAGCCAAUAACGAAGCAGAGGCCAUUGAAGCUUUGAAACGACAAAACAAAGCAUUAGCCGAAUCAAUCAAAAAGAUGGAUAUGGAAUACAGCGAGUUGAACAAGGAGCACACUGAAGUUGCAACAGAGCUGAUCACAGCCAAGAUGGAUAUUGCGCGUAUCCAUGAUGAGAAUGAAGCACUACGCCAGCAAUCCAAUGAUCUCAAAAAGGCGCUGGAAACACUACCUGCAGAAGUUGAAACUCGAGUUAAAGAGGAGAUGGAGAUCCUAUAUACCAAAAAUGCAGCACUUGUAGAAAGAAACUCUGCUCUCGAAGAUCAAUUGGCGUAUAUGGAGAACAUGAUUAUUGAGAUCAAAGAAAAGUACUCAGAGAGCGAAAAUGAACGAGAGGGAUUGAGACAAAGAUUGACGGACCUCAAGCGACUGAUGGGUUGA